AUGCGAAGGACGUUCAUCACUUGGCUCUCACGCUCGUGGCGGCCGCACUCAGAGCUCAUCCAGGGAUGGAUUGCCGGCGCCGCCAGCGAAUCGCGGCAGCUGCAGCAGGCCCGCGCGUACAUGCAUGACUUGCAGCUGCAGGACGUCCUCACGGACGUCGACGACGCGGUGGAGCUCGUAUACUUGAUGCACCGCAGCGCCUAUCCGGCGGGGAGCCACCUUGAGGCGAGGGCCGGUGAGUUCCUCGCGGAGUCUGCGGUGCUGGUGACGUCGGCGCAGUUGUUGGAAAUAGGCAGACGGCUAAAGGAGCAACCCGCCUCCGGCCCGCUGUGGUCACGCGUAGUGUUCGAGAACGCGUGGUUCACUAACCGCGCCGCGGAGCUGCUGGGCGGCCUCACGCUAGAAGAGCAUCUGACAUUCUGUGCCGCAUACUGGCGCGCGGUGCUCACCGCCCCGUCACACCCCUCAUCGUUAACUCCUGCUUCUGCUGCUGGUUCCACUACUACGACUGUUACCACUACAAGUGCUGGGGUCGCUUCUCCUCCGACAUCAUUGGCAUCAACAGCGUCACGGCACGCGGUGCGCGGUGCAGCCGUAGCGGUAUCACAGAAACUCGCGUCUCUCACUGCGCAACGCAUUGGGCGGUGUAGUGAAGAUGACAACGACAACACUGGCUGGGCGGUGUGCCUCUGUGUCCAGCUGGAAAUUCCUUUACACAAUGAGAGUCUUGCCGAGCUUCGUCAGUUGCUGUUGUCAUGCACGCGUAACUCACUCAGCGCCGUGCAGGUGCUUGAGGUGGCGGAAGCGCUGGCGUCGCAACGCACCGCCGACGCCGUGUGGGUCGACGCGUUGCAGGCGGCGAUGUGCCGACAAUCGCCCGGCAGCAUUAACGUACCGCAUGUCAUUGGCCUGCUUCGCGCAAUGGCAGUGGUGCGGCUCACACCGCCCAGUGCAGAGUUGGAGCAGUUGCUGCUUAGUCUUUUGCCUGCCAUGUCAGCGGAUGCCACGCUUGAUUGUUGCUGCAGCCUUGCAGCAAUGCCAGGCACGGCUUAUCGCCUUCGGGCGGAACUUCAACGCGUUUUAGCCUCCCCAUCCAAGGCGCAGCUUCAGGGAGUUGACGACGUGCUGUUGUGGAAACUGCGCGGUAUGUCGCUGAUUGCACCAGAAGAAGCAAGAGCACUGCUCUCGGGACUCGUGGAGCGCAUAAAGGAGACAGAGAAAAUGCUUUCGCCAGCUGCAGUAAAAUCUGUUGUGCGCUGCAUGUCGGAGCUUCGGGUAUUUCCACCAGAGCUCGUGUCGCGCUGCAUGGCAUCCUUCCUCCAGGGCGCGCUGCCAUCCUUUACCCAGGAGGACGCUGUAUGGGUGAUGUACGCCGCAGCCCAUGCGGGGGAGCCGGUGGAUGGCGUCUUCUUCAAAGAGGCACUCCACCGCUUCGCCGCCACGCGCAAAUUUGACCGCCGGAAGCACGGCGCUAAUCACAGAAGCACUCUGUCCAUCGAAACAGUGUCGAUGUUGUUGGAGGCUCUCAGUAUCGCGAAGGGUGGCCGUCUCUCGAGUGACUCCAAAGUGUACGCAGUGGUGCGUGAGGCGGUGGAGCGGCAACAGCAGCGUCAAGAGGGGAUGACAGUGGGUGAGAGGAUCCACAUCGUGAAACUACUCGUGCAGCUCGAAGUGAAUGACGCCUCACUGAAAACAGCGCUACUGACAGGCGUUUCAAAGUCUAUCGCCACCCUGACAGCGGUACAGGUAGAGGAGUUGUGCGACGUGCUGGUCGCGCUCAAGUCCCGCGACAUUCUCAUGUUCCGCGCGCUGCUUGCCCACUUGGCACAGGCGCAGCCGGAUAGAGAGUCCAUCACCUCCAUUGCGUCAGCUGCGAAGAAGCUGAAGUUCACUCCGUACUUCCAACAGUCCCAACUGGUGACGCACAUCACCUCGCUGGAGGGAUGGAGCGUGUCUGACAUCGUGCUGGUGGCGUCCGUCUGCAACGAGAAGCAGCGCCUUGCUUUGCUUGCGCUUCCAGGGGCGGAGGUGCUUGCCCAAGCACUGCCGGACGAGCUGACGACGUUGGAUCUGUUCCUAUUGCUCGCCAUUACGGACGGUGGUGAAGCGCACGUGUCUGCGAUAGCGGCGGCGCUAAAGUCGCGCCCCCCGCUGGCUGCGGAGGAGCUCGAGGUGGAGGAUGUGUGGCGUGCGUUCGUUAAUGUAGUGCGUGACAAGGAGGCACUCGCAGCGGUGUGUCGCUGUGCUGCGGCCACCGUGCAGCGUGCCGACGAGAACACACUGAUGCGCCUCCUCGAGGCGGCGACAGCGUCUCCAGAACUCCCCAACAUCUUCUUUCGUGUGGUGGGCAAAGCUGUGCUGCGCCUCGCCAGCAGUAUGGCUGUCGAAAACGCAUCGCGGUGGUUGCAGCUGUACGUCAAGAACAAAAUACGUGACGAUAGUGUAGGUAAGGCUCUCCUCACAAGGGUGCGCACGCGCAGCAAUAAUGCAGCUACUACGGUGGACAAGACGCUGCGUGAGGCCGCUGUCAUGUACGGGAAGUCGUACACGCUUCAGCCCAAGUUAAAGAAAACACAGGAUAAAGUUGAGUGGUACACGCACCGAACGGUAUAA
Trypanosoma grayi is the source of this 2613-nucleotide messenger RNA. RefSeq lists its product as hypothetical. The coding region runs from base 1 to 2613 and encodes 870 amino acids. The transcript has a single exon. NCBI's taxonomy places the organism in Eukaryota, Euglenozoa, Kinetoplastea, Trypanosomatida, Trypanosomatidae. The record is from RefSeq and is a predicted model, not a curated record.